Messenger RNA from Penicillium arizonense, 360 nucleotides. RefSeq lists its product as uncharacterized. The record is from RefSeq and is a predicted model, not a curated record. Lineage: Eukaryota; Fungi; Ascomycota; Eurotiomycetes; Eurotiales; Aspergillaceae. Bases 1 to 360 code for a protein of 119 amino acids. The transcript is spliced from 2 exons. Gene Ontology annotation, molecular function: protein dimerization activity; DNA binding.
AUGGUGCCCGCCCUAAGCCGUGUCAAGCGAGAGCAACUCCGCAAGCGCCGCAAUAAUCUGUUACGGCGGCAUAACGAAUUUUGGCUUCUGUAUGGGAUGAAAAGCUGGCUCAUUAUGGAACUGCCUGAUGGUCAAAUCUUCACGUAUCACUCUCAUCCCGAUGUCCUUCCGCCGUCCAAGGAAGAUAUGAACACGCGCUCCAAGCCCACUGUCGUUCGAACACCUCGCGAUUAUAAUUCCACGGCCAUUGCUCAGUCAGUCGGAAGAGACCUCCCUGUCCCCUACGCUCCAAUACGUGAAAACAAAAAAUGGGACGCUCUGGCGCAGCACUUGAAGAAUUAUCGUCGCACGGUCUCGUAG